Triticum aestivum (bread wheat) is the source of this 757-nucleotide messenger RNA. RefSeq names its product ubiquitin. Gene Ontology annotation, biological process: translation. Gene Ontology annotation, molecular function: structural constituent of ribosome; protein binding. The transcript is spliced from 2 exons. NCBI's taxonomy places the organism in Eukaryota, Viridiplantae, Streptophyta, Magnoliopsida, Poales, Poaceae. The record is from RefSeq and is a predicted model, not a curated record. Bases 114 to 533 code for a protein of 139 amino acids. Gene Ontology annotation, cellular component: ribosome.
AUUUCGUAGCGGCCGCGUCUCUGGUUCGCUAUAAAUAUAGGCCGGCUAGAGGAGACACGACCACGAGAACGAGCAAGCCAGGGAGCAGUUGAUCCAUCGGCCAACAAGCAAAGAUGCAGAUCUUCGUCAAGACCCUGACCGGGAAGACGAUCACGCUCGAGGUCGAGAGCAGCGACACUAUCGACAAUGUCAAGGCCAAGAUCCAGGACAAGGAAGGCAUCCCUCCGGAUCAGCAGCGGUUGAUCUUCGCCGGGAAGCAGCUGGAGGACGGGCGCACUCUGGCCGACUACAACAUCCAGAAGGAGUCGACGCUGCACCUGGUUCUCCGCCUGCGGGGCGGCAGCCGCGGCCAGUACAUCAUCAUGGACCCCAGCCUCCUGCAGCUCGCCCUCAAGUACAAGGAGAAGAAGAUGAUCUGCCGCAAGUGCUACGCGCGCCUCCCCCGCGGCACCACCAACUGCCGCAAGAAGAAGUGCGGCCACAGCAACGAGAUCAGGGCCAAGAAGAGGUUCCUCGACAAGCAUAUCAUGUGAAGAAGAAGAAGAAGAAGCAGCAGCACAAGGCCUAUAUAUAUCCACCGCCGUCCAAUAUGAUAGAUUUGAUUUCGUGUUAUAUAGUAGUACAGUAGUAUUUUACCAAGAUAGUCUUAAGUCUUACUAGGUUUUAACUUUUAUUAAGCCAUGCGAACUAGUCCGCGUCGAUCGGAUGCGUGUAUCGAACCAUUACUGCGAGUUAUUAUGGAUGUCUAAUGACUACA